UCUACAUUUUACACUAUGUUUAUUUUAUUCUUUUAUUAUUUAUAUUUUUCAUCAUUUCUUCCAUUAAUAUAUCCACAGUAUUUUAUUUUUACUUAAUUAUUUCCUGAGUAUUUUCCAUCUUUGUUCACAUCGACUCUUAUGCGUUGUUUUUAAAUAGUUUAAAUUUACAUGAUUUUAUUAAUUUUCCAAUAAAUUAAUUAUAUAUUCUUGGAAUCUUCCAUUUAUAAAAUUUCUGGAAAUGAGUAAUGUGUAUAAAUUUAAAUUUAAUGUCCGUGGUAAGGUCCAAGGUGUUUUUUUCAGAAAGUACACAAAGCUUGAGGCUGACAAGUUAGGCAUCAAGGGCUACGUCAGGAACGAAGAGGACGGAAGUGUCUCUGGUGAGGGCCAAACUGACGACGAGGCUAAAAUGAACCAAUUUAAGCACUUUUUAGAGUCUGUUGGCUCUCCAAAUUCAGAAAUUGAAUCCUGUUCGUUCACUCUCGACAGCAGUUCCGCUUCAAGUUAUGAUUCCUUCAACAUUUUAUACUAAUCUACGACACACCAUAGCAUACAAUGUGUUAUUUAUCAUGUACA
Molecule: messenger RNA, 573 nt
Organism: Theileria parva strain Muguga
Lineage: Eukaryota; Apicomplexa; Aconoidasida; Piroplasmida; Theileriidae
Gene: ACYP1
Product: Acylphosphatase-2
Exons: 1
Coding region: 239-529 (96 amino acids)
Molecular function (GO): acylphosphatase activity
Source: RefSeq, a predicted model, not a curated record